Aspergillus heteromorphus CBS 117.55 is the source of this 1536-nucleotide messenger RNA. Its product is annotated as mandelate racemase/muconate lactonizing enzyme family protein. Lineage: Eukaryota; Fungi; Ascomycota; Eurotiomycetes; Eurotiales; Aspergillaceae. Gene Ontology annotation, molecular function: hydro-lyase activity; magnesium ion binding. The transcript has 5 exons. The record is from RefSeq and is a predicted model, not a curated record. Gene Ontology annotation, biological process: carbohydrate catabolic process; amino acid catabolic process. The coding region runs from base 201 to 1511 and encodes 436 amino acids.
CUUCAAUUGUCUCUCUCCGGAUGGUCUCUGGCUCAGUAAACCCCCCAAAACAGACAUCCCCCGCGUUGUUCAGACGGAGCGCAUACUUGACAGUCGACUGCCCCGCAUUGUCCUAGAUCGCGUCUCUUUCUUCCCCCGGAGAGACUCUCUUUCCAGCUUACCACUUCACAAUCAAUUGAUCACACCAGCCGACAGACACCAUGGUGAAGAUCUUGAGUUUCACUACCCGGGACGUGAGGUUUCCGACCUCCCUCGACAAGACCGGCUCUGAUGCCAUGAACGCCGCAGGCGACUACUCUGCCGCCUACUGCAUCAUCCACACCGAUUCCGAGCACGCCGGUCACGGAAUGACCUUCACCAUCGGCCGCGGCAACGAGAUCGUCUGCGCAGCCAUCUCACUCGUCGCGCCACUCGUCGUCGGAAAGGACCUCUCCGAACUCACUGCCGACUGGGGCAAGACAUGGCGGUACCUAGUCUCCGACAGCCAGCUGCGAUGGAUCGGGCCCGAGAAGGGCGUGAUCCACCUGGCGCUGGGCGCGGUGGUCAACGCGCUCUGGGACCUGUGGGCCAAGACGCUUCACAAGCCCGUCUGGCGCAUCGUCGCCGACAUGACGCCCGAGGAGUUCGUCCGCUGCAUCGACUUCCGCUACAUCACGGACGCGAUCACGCCCGAGGAGGCGAUCGCGCUCCUCAAGGAGGUCGAGUCCGGCAAGCAGGACCGCAUCAAGGAGGCGGAGCAGAGCCAGGCUGAUAAGUUGAAGACGCUUUUGAAGGAGAGCGUCGAGCAGGGCUACAAGCAUUUUAAGCUGAAGGUUGGUGGCAAUGUCGAGGAGGAUCGCAGGAGGUUGGCUAUUGCUAGGGAGGCGAUUGGGUAUGAUCGGGGAAAUAUCCUGAUGGUGGAUGCGAAUCAGGUCUGGUCCGUCCCCGAAGCCAUAACCUGGAUGCAACAACUCGCCGAAUUCAAACCAUGGUUCAUCGAAGAGCCCACCUCCCCGGACGACAUCCUCGGGCACGCCGCCAUCAAAAAAGCCCUAUCCGACACCCCCCACGGCCCCAUCGGGGUCGCCACCGGCGAAAUGUGCCAGAACCGGGUCGUCUUCAAGCAGCUCCUCCAGGCCGGCGCCCUCACCGUGCUGCAAGCCGACGCGUGCCGCGUCGGCGGCGUCAACGAAGUGCUCGCCAUCCUGCUCCUGGCGCGCAAGUUCGGCGUGCCCAUCGUGCCGCACUCCGGCGGCGUGGGUCUGCCCGAGUACACGCAGCACCUCAGCACGAUCGACUACGUGGUGGUCAGUGGCAAGAAGAGCGUGCUCGAGUACGUCGACCAUCUGCAUGAGCAUUUCGUGCAUCCCUCCAGCGUGAAAGAUGGUUAUUAUGUCACGCCGCUGGAGCCCGGGUAUAGUGUCGAGAUGAAGCCGGAGAGUAUGGAUGAGUUUGAGUUCCCGGGUGUCGAGGGCAAGAGUUGGUGGAGGACGGAGGAGGCGAAGACCAUUUUGGAGGGGCCGAGGAUAUAGUUGCUAUAAAAGAUAAGACACCCUG